GACAGCUAGCUAAACACGUAAUUGGAAAAUUAGAGAUUUUUUUAGCUUCGCCCCAAUAUUCCAAUAAACACACAGAGGCAAAGACCCUUCGAAGCCAGAGUUGAGACAAGAAAAGAGGAAGAGUAAUAGUGAGAGAGUGAGAGAGAGAGAGAGAGAGAGAGGGGGAUAGAGUUUGUAAUGGGAAAAGAGAAAGAGAGGAAGCUGUUCAUAGGAGGCGCAGUGUGGCACGUUGCAGCAGAGCUAAAACUGUUGUUAACAACACUUGUUGUUCUCUGCAGCUUAGCCACACUCUUCCAAUUCCUCCCUUCUCGUUUCACCAUCUCUACUUCUGAUCUCCGUUUCUGUAUCUCAAGGGUUGUGUCUCAAGUGGCCCCACCACCUCAACUGGCUGUACAGCCACAACCACAACUGCUGUCUCUUCCUCCACCACCUUCACAGUCACCACCACCGUCACUACCACCACCACUACUAUCUCCACCACCUCCACCGCCACAACCAUUGCAAGAUCAGACUUUGGAGAAUGGUGCCAUCAAGAGAGCUUUCAAUCCGUAUGGUGCAGCAGCAUACAGCUUUGUCACCAUGGGAUCAUACAGAGGUGGUUUAAACACAUUUGCCAUUGUGGGUAUUGCUUCAAAGCCUCUCCAUCUCUAUUCAAAGCCUACUUACUUGUGCAAGUGGGAACCUUCUCACAACUCCACCUCAAAACCCAUCUCCGCAGUUGGAUAUAAGAUCCUCCCAGACUGGGGCUAUGGAAGAGUUUACACUGUUGUGGUUGUAAACUGUACCUUUUCACAGCCCGUUAAUGUUGAUAACUCAGGUGGAAAACUGGUUCUCUAUGCUACAACUUCUGGUGGUGGUGACAGAAACUUAAAUGUCACUGACACCAUUGAAGCUCUAACUGAGUCUCCAGGGACUUUGGACUUGUCUGUGUUCACUUCAAAGCCCAAGUAUGAAUAUUUUUAUUGUGGGUCAUCUUUGUAUGGGGGUUUGAGUCCACAGAGAGUGAGGGAGUGGUUGGCUUACCAUGUGAGAUUGUUUGGGGAAAAGUCACAUUUUGUGAUACAUGAUGCUGGUGGGGUUCAUGAGGAAGUGUUGGAGGUGUUGAAGCCGUGGAUGGAAAAAGGGUAUGUGACAUUGCAAGAUAUUAGGGAGCAAGAGAGGUUUGAUGGGUACUAUCACAAUCAGUUCAUGGUGGUGAAUGAUUGUUUGCAUAGGUAUAAGUUUAUGACUAAGUGGAUGUUCUUCUUUGAUGUGGAUGAGUAUAUUUUUGUGCCUCCCAAGAGCACCAUCAAGACUGUGUUGGAUUCACUUUCUGAUUAUAAUCAGUUCACCAUUGAGCAAAUGCCUAUGAGCAGUAAGCUCUGCUUGUCUGAGCCUAAUGGAAGAACCUACAGGAGAUGGGGAUUUGAGAAGCUUGUAUAUAGAGAUGUGAAGAAAGGAAUUAGGAGGGACCGCAAAUACGCAGUGCAACCGCGCAAUGUAUAUGGCACUGGAGUUCAUAUGUCACAAAAUUUAGCUGGUAAAACAACACAUAAAACCGAGGGACGCAUCAAAUACUUCCAUUAUCACGGAACCAUAGCAGUAAGACGCGAACCAUGCCGGAACCUACUCAAUUCGACAGAGGUCACAUUUGAAAAAAUGCCUUAUGUUUUGGACACCACAAUGAGGGAUGCUGCUGGGGCUGUGAAGAAAUUUGAGCUCAAAAUGAUUGGAACUAGGUUGCAAAGGACAAGGCAAUGACAGCAUAAUUUUUUUCUUCUUUGUUUCAUAUUCCAUAUUUUAAAGUUCUCUUUUUCUUUUCUUUUCUUUGUUAUUACAUUAGUUGUUAUUAGAAACAGAAAUUUAUUGGGGGUACUUUUUCUUUUUUGUAUGAUAGCUUUCAAUGGUAUAGAUACAGUUGGGUAUAAUGAUCACGUUCUUGGGGAAGAGAAAAGAAAAGAAAAAGAACAGGACAUUAGAGUUGGUGUUGCA
This is a messenger RNA of Quercus robur (English oak), 1971 nucleotides long. RefSeq names its product galactan beta-1,4-galactosyltransferase GALS3-like. NCBI's taxonomy places the organism in Eukaryota, Viridiplantae, Streptophyta, Magnoliopsida, Fagales, Fagaceae. The coding region runs from base 178 to 1740 and encodes 520 amino acids. The transcript has 2 exons. The record is from RefSeq and is a predicted model, not a curated record.